This is a messenger RNA of Cyclopterus lumpus (lumpfish), 2115 nucleotides long. It is a transcript of the gene kcnq1.1, whose product is annotated as potassium voltage-gated channel, KQT-like subfamily, member 1.1. Gene Ontology annotation, molecular function: voltage-gated potassium channel activity. Gene Ontology annotation, biological process: potassium ion transport; transmembrane transport. Gene Ontology annotation, cellular component: membrane. The record is from RefSeq and is a predicted model, not a curated record. Lineage: Eukaryota; Metazoa; Chordata; Actinopteri; Perciformes; Cyclopteridae. The transcript is spliced from 19 exons. Bases 1 to 2115 code for a protein of 704 amino acids.
AUGUCGAGCUCGCGGAGGUGUUCCGGUGUGGCUCGAGGGAAGAGACCACCGAAUUUGGAGCUGUCGGAAACCAGGUUUUGCGCACCUGAACCGGGACCCCCCGCGGGCUGCGCCACGAGAGACCGAACGCCAGAGGACGACGACAACAAUCACACGGACGUGCCGACCGUUCACCUCCACCCGUACUUAUCUCACCCCCGGAUGUCCGUGCGCAUGUCGGUGUACAGCGCCGGGGUCCGGCCGGUGCUCACCCGCGCGCACGUCCAAGGACGCGUGUACAACUUUCUGGAAAGGCCGUCUGGCUGGAAAUGCUUCGUGUAUCACUUCACCGUGUUUCUCAUCGUUCUGGCCUGCCUCAUCCUCAGCGUUCUGUCCACCAUCGACCAGUACCAGGCCCUGGCUCACACCACACUCUUCUGGGUGGAGAUCGUCCUCGUGGUGUUCUUCGGCGUGGAAUAUUUCGUCCGCCUUUGGUCGGCCGGCUGCCGCAGUAAAUACGUCGGCAUCUGCGGCCGACUGCGCUUUGCCAGGAAGCCCAUAUCUAUUAUAGAUCUGAUUGUGGUUGUCGCCUCCAUCGUUGUGCUGUCAGUGGGCUCCAAGGGCCAGGUCUUCGCCACCUCCGCUGUAAGAGGGAUUCGCUUCCUGCAGAUCCUGAGAAUGCUCCACGUGGACCGGCAGGGAGGAACGUGGCGUCUCCUCGGCUCCGUCGUCUUCAUCCAUCGGCAGGAGCUCAUCACUACCUUGUACAUUGGCUUUCUGAGCCUCAUCUUCUCCUCGUACUUUGUCUACCUGGCAGAGAAAGACGCCGUCGACAGCAACGGAGACACGGAGUUCGGGAACUACGCCGACGCCCUGUGGUGGGGAGUGGUGACGGUGACGACCAUCGGAUACGGAGACAAAGUGCCACAAACCUGGAUCGGAAAGACCAUCGCGUCCUGUUUCUCCGUCUUUGCCAUUUCCUUCUUUGCUCUGCCCGCAGGAAUCCUGGGCUCCGGCUUCGCCCUGAAGGUGCAGCAGAAGCAGAGACAAAAACAUUUCAACAGACAGAUCCCCGCAGCCGCCUGUCUCAUUCAGACGUCGUGGAGAUGUUUCGCGGUGGAGAACUUUGAUUCCGCCACAUUCAAGAUGUUCGUGAAGAGGAGAUCCCACGUCCACGCCUCCUCUCUGUCCAGCCCCAAGCCCAAGAAAUCGGUGAAGGUAAGGAGGAAGUUGAAGAGCACCGACAAGGACGACGGCCCGACUUCGCCCACGAUUCCCAGCAUCACCUACAGCUCCGUGUUCGACAGCGGGAGGGAGCUGAGUUCAGACGUGUACAGCACCGUGGGCACAGCAGGACUCGCGGGUCCCACGCUUUGGGGCGGAUGUGAUUGCCAGCAGUCCUGGACGUCUUUGUCUUCCCUUCAGUUCAUCUCUCCGCCUCCAGUGAAAAGAAGCCCGGGCCUCCUGGACGUGCACUCCCCCGGCCCCCCCCAGAAGAACUGCAGCUUCGCGGACGACCUGGACCCGGAGCCGGAGCGACACAGCGAGCUGGCACCCGUCUCCUCCGUGUCGCAAUUGACAGAGUCGCACCGAAAAGCCAUCCGGGUGAUCCAGAGAAUGCGUUAUUUUGUGGCCAAGAGGAAUUUCCAGCAAGCUCGUAAGCCGUACGACGUGCGCGACGUGAUCGAGCAGUACUCCCAGGGUCACCUCCACCUCAUGGUGCGCAUCAAGGAGCUGCAGAGAAGACUGGACCAGUCCAUAGGGAAGAUAACUCUGUUCCAGUCGGGCUCCGACAGAGCCAAAGACAAAGGCACCAACUCCAUCGGAUCCAGGCUCAACAGGAUGGAGGACAAGAUAACGCACAUGGACCACAGUCUGAACCGCAUCGCAGAGUCCCUCACCUUUCUGAUGGACCAGAGGGACGCCGGCGAGGGCGAAGGCGGAGGAGGAGGAGGAAGGCCGAGGCCGCCGCGGCUUGGACGGACCUGCGAUGUCCUCUCCGGCCAGGACAGCCUGCCAAGCUACGACCAGCUGUCCUCGUCACAUUCGUCCUUCACCUCCAACCCCACCGGCACCGCCGCGGCCUUCACCAAGCAUCCCAUCAGCAGCGCCGCCAGUCAGGACGAGAGCGGCUGA